AUGUCAUCCUGGAAUUUCACCGAUGUUGGUUUCGACAACAUGCUCGAAGAUCCAUCUUGGGCCUUUUCUCACUUACCUCUUAACAACAGCUCAGAGUUUAUCCUCGAAGCUCCAAAAGAGGGAGAGGAAGAAUUCGAAACAAUCCCACUAGACGAUAUGUAUGAUGGAGAUGACGAAGAUUCUAACGAGGAAGAUCUGGAUGAUUUACUUCUCCAACUCGAACAGGCGGAGGAGCAAGAAAGAUUAGCACAUGAAAAUUACAGUCGAGCAAAAGAUAGCGAGCAACCAAACUCCCUGAGCAACAGCUCAGACUAUUCACAAGAAUCUUCCUUCAACCUCCAGUGUCCUCCUUCAAGGAUGAAUAUAUCUUCAAACAUUCGCCAAACUACAUUCGUUAUUGGCAACAAUUACGAAUUCGAACAGAGAGGUAAAGAGAACGCCCCCAGGAUAUCCGAGGUGCCCCGUCGAAAGAACCGAGCUCCAGCCUCCUUACUUAAACUCGAUUUACCAUCUCCAAUUGAUUUUGGUAAAGUAUUCUCUCCAGAAACUUCUGAAACAAUGGACAACGACUUUGUUCCUAAUAUGCUAGAAGGUUUUGAGACUAUGAACUUUGGCGAAUUGAUACAAGACUACGAAUCUAGCGAUAUUUUGCACCCAACCAAAGCCCAAAAAUUCCGCUGCGAUAUCGAAACCCCGGCAAUAUUUAGCAUGGAACCUCAUUGGUUCCACGACACUAAAUACAAUAGGUGUUGGUGCAUUCAUUGUAUUCAAUAUCGUAAAACACAAUCCACAGGUGAGCAGAUGGAAGCGCAUGAUUUCAAUUACCGUUGCCUCUGUUCUUCUUGCUCAGAGCUUUAUCACGAGGCCUUGCCUAAAGGUCAAUCCUGUAAUUGUUCAAGUUGUACUAAUGUCAACAAGGACGAAGAUCCUACAGAUCAAAACAAAGCACUUGCUGAACUCCAAAAACAGAUUCAACUCCAAUCACCCGAACUACGAAAUCAAGAUUCAGAACAACUUGUUACUGACACCUCACAGAAAUCACUGUCAGACCCUCCUUGCAAGGACAAGGAGUCUACAACAGUUGCAAGUGAGUCCGUUGGUGGUCCCUCAGAAUUACUUAACAUGAUUCGUGAGAACUUAUGGUUGGAUUCUGACUGUGAUACAGUUGGUGAUUUCGAUGAGGAGUAG
Botrytis byssoidea is the source of this 1188-nucleotide messenger RNA. RefSeq lists its product as uncharacterized. The record is from RefSeq and is a predicted model, not a curated record. The coding region runs from base 1 to 1188 and encodes 395 amino acids. The transcript has a single exon. NCBI's taxonomy places the organism in Eukaryota, Fungi, Ascomycota, Leotiomycetes, Helotiales, Sclerotiniaceae.